Molecule: messenger RNA, 2358 nt
Organism: Knipowitschia caucasica
Lineage: Eukaryota; Metazoa; Chordata; Actinopteri; Gobiiformes; Gobiidae
Source: the annotation of a GenBank genome assembly
AUGACACGUCCUGAGCACAAAGAACCCACUGGGGCUGAGGUGACCCUGGGACCUGAGCACAAAGAACCCACUGGGGCUGAGGUGACGCUGGGACCUGAGCACAAAGAACCCACUGGGGCUGAGUCUGGACCGGACUCAAGACUCACGAACUCCGUUACAGCAUCUGCCAUGUACCCGGGGACCGCCACCGCCCCACCGGCCACAGCCCACACUGACGCACACAGCCAGGGCUCUAGACCCGGGGGGACCGCACCGCCAAGGCCCGGGGACCAAGGCCCCAGACCAGGGGGGACCGCACUGCCAGGGCCGGGGGACCAGGGCCAGCAUAAGCCGUUCUUCUACGUGCAGCCGCCCUUCCUCCCGAUGCAGAACCUGCAGUGGCCCCCCCUGAUGCCGCUGCACUACAGCCCAUACUACGGAGGCUUCCCGGGCUACGGGUACGGUCUGCCGCUGAUGCCGCACUUCCCCCCUGCGCCGUAUCUGGAGGCUCCGGGUUUCGUCCUGCCGCACUCGCACCACCACCUCAUGGACUACAGGCGCAUGCUAAACCCGCAGUAUUAUCAGUCCAUGGCGUACCACGCCCGGCGGCUUCGCUUUCAACAAAACGCUCCAACCCGAGACGUGACCAGCGCCGAAGUCCAGACCGAGCCCAUGUCAGAACCCGGUCUCAGCCGCUCAGAGGCCUCCAGAGAUUCUGGAAACGCUUCUACAGCUUUGUCCGCUCAGAGAGAAAACCCGACUUCAGCUAACGCCACACCGCAGAAAGGCGGCUUCGUCAUCGAGGCCGAAGAGGUGCGCAUCCAGUGUUGUGCGUCGCCGCUGGGUUUGACCGCGCUGCGCUCGCCCGAAACCUCAGAAAUGUCCAGAAGGUUUGCACAGGAAGUGGUGCAUUGUAGUUCAAUUGUUCAGAACGCUUCGGUCGCGGACAACGAGGAAACCGUGGAGAACAAAACCAAGACGCCGCAGCCGUGCCCCGACAUCCUCCUGGUGAAUCCGACAGAGGGCGUCGUGGAGCGAGCAGCGUCACCUUCAGGCCGGUCUCCUGUCGACACCAAAGUUGAAAACAUUCUCAACGAGAAAAAUCUCAAAGUUGUGCGUCUCCCGUUCAACGCUAAAUACCUGUCCGAGCUGCGGGACCUGGAGGCCUCGAUCUGGACUCCGGACCAGACUCUGGUGCCGUCUCCAGACUUCUUCAUGGAUUCUUGCAGUGAGUUGUUUUCUGGCGAAGUACCGUCUUCAGAGUUGGCAACCACGAGAGAAGAAGUUCUUCACGAUGAGUGCGUCCCGAUCGUUCAUCUACCUCCGGCGCUGAGCGAGGACCUGGCGAGUGUGGUCCCAACGUUUGUGAACCCUGUCGUCCAAAUCCAGCGGAAGGAACUCUCCAAACCAUCGAGAGUCUGCGGUAAAGUGGGCCAUAACGUUUGUGGUAAAGUGGGCCGUAGAUGUUCUGCGUAUCUUCUGUCGGACGAUUCUGUGGGAAAACCGAGCGACCAUCACGAGACUUCGUUUGAGUCGUUGCCGGCGUAUCUGCCGUCGUGGCUCGCCGACUUCCAAAGCUACGGUAAGAUUCCCUCGACUCCUCAGAAGUCCGUGAAACCGCUUUGGAGCAAGAGCCUGAACGUUCCGGAUCUCCAGAGCGCCGCCGUCAGGAAGCCAAAGGAGCGGAACGAGCCCAGAGCGGAGCGAAGGAGCGCCUCAGACAACGAGUGCUGCGUCAGCCGCAGCUACAAUGAGAACCUGGCGGUUUCCUACGAGAAGAAGCCGAGGCUCUGCACACGGUGUUUCAACAAGCGGAGAGCGUACCACGGUCCAGACAAAGAUUCAAGACCCAAAGCGGCGCCUUUCCAACUGUGGAACGAUCAGACGUGUGUCGCUUGUACAGGCUUCACCAGCAAGAGGUUUGGUGGAAAAGGCUGCUGUCCAGAUGUUCAGAUGGAGGGAGAGCUGAGUGAGAGCAGCUGCAGACGGAAGAGAAGAGAGUCCAAACACAACUCAGAGGAAGGGUUUUCCAAAAGGAGGGGGUGUGGCUGCGGAGAGCGCCAUCGCUAUCACCACGGCGACGCCAUUCGGGAGGCGGACGAGAACAACCGGCAACCACCGUGUCCGCCGCCACGCUGGCAAACGGUCCGCGCACACGGCUCAGUCACCGGGAGGACGCAGGGUUCUCUGAGUGCAUCCAGCUCCAGCAGCACGGUCAGCCGCAGCCGCCGGGAGAAGGGCGUGAUCUACCGCGGUGAGGAGCAUCAGCGACCCCGGUCUCCUCUCUCCUGGAGCGGACGGUCUGUGGAGCCUCUCCCGGGGACAGCACACUGGGGCUGGAGACGUGGACUAUGUGACGUCACCGCUCUGUUUGGAUAA